GAAUUGCUGUGUCAAUGUUGCCAUAGAUACAUGCUGUCAGAAAGAUGCUGUACGAGAAGUUCAACAUAGUCGAUCUAGUUUGAGCUAAAGCAGUAUCAGACAGACAAAGUCCAGGUCACUCCUGAAUACUAUGCCAGUCUCAGUGUUAGUGUUGUUUGGUAUCUUGUUGAGUGUCAGUGAAGUUAUUAGUCAAUGUCCACCUUCCUCAGGUUUUAUAGGCAUCUACCUAAUACAUAAUGGAACUUGUUAUACUAAUGGAUCAUAUUUUUAUGAUGCUAGUAUCAUAUCAACUCCUCUAGAGUGUGUAUUACCUGGUGCUAAUCUUAACAGUGGGCAAUGGAUUGGUCCUAAUGGAACAGUUCCUUGUGACAGUGGUAACAGAUCAAAUGUUCAAUGUACUAGUGGGUCCUCAGGAGCUAGUCUCAGUGUUCAUGUAAUUGACACUAAUAAUGACUAUCUUCUACCACCUGGUGAUGGCUGGUACAAGUGUUGUCUACCCACUGAUUGUUCAGAUCCUAACACUAACAUCAUCUUUGCUAAUAUAUUCAGAUAUGCACAGAUAGCAUCAUUUACUGCUGAUCUUCCUUCUGAUAUGACAGUAUAUCCUCAGGAAUACAAACUGAAUUGUACUAAAAUUGGAUUCAACGAGUAUGGUAUUAGUAUGAGCAUUGGUGAUACUACACUGGCUAGUUACACUAAUUGUGAUGAUGAUAAUAGCUCUAAUACUUGUCCUGGUACCGAGUUAGUUAGUAGUAUCAGUAACACAAUAAGAUAUACUGUUGAUAUCACAUGGGAUGGAGUGACUGUCAGUAGUGGAUCAGCCAGUCACUCAGAAACCAUUGGAGAUCAAAUGUAUCAGUGUGUACUGGAUAAUCCUAGUAAUGGUGAUGAUAGAACACGUACUUUAACCAUUAAAGUACCAAUAAUUGCUCCCCAUUAUCUUACUGAGGUCAGAAAGACAAAUGCCACUAUCACUGUCGGCUGGUUUGCGUUUGAUUCAUCUGAUGCUGAUGGAUAUGUAGUCAAUAUCACUAGUGACACAGGCACUGUGCAGAUAGUACAGGUGAAGGGAAAUAGUAAUAAUACAAUCACACUGAAUGGACUGAGAGAACUAACAACUUAUAGCAUCACUGUCAGAGCCUAUCAACAAUUACUGGGACCUGCUAGUAAUGCAAUUAUUAUACGGACCUUACCCACAGUUAUUACUUCAAACCUAGAUGCUGCUUUGAUUGUUGAUAUUACUGGAUCAUUUGUAAUACUGAUACUUUUUAUUAAUGUUAUGAUGUUCAUCGUAAUGCAAUACAAAGUGUAUGUAAAGAAUAACGAGCUUAAAGACGACAUUUUCACAGAAGAGCUUUUAGACAGCUUUGAUGAUGAUGAAUAUGAGGAUGAGCAAUCUUUCACUUCUGGGACUUCGUCAAGUUUUGAAAAUGGUCCCAAGCCUUUUUCCUAUGGCAAUCCAAUUCAGAACUUUAAUCGGCAAAAAUACCUCAAAAAAACACCCUCACGUACUGCACAUGAUGAUCCUGACUUUGAAUUUCCUGUGCUUACAUCGCUACCUAUAUCAAUAAAUGACUUGGUUAAUCACAUAGCCAAGUACAGCAAUAAAUUUGAAGACCAAUAUUUAAGGCUUUAUACUGGUAAUGAUAGACCAUGUACUGUGGGAUAUACGGAUGAGAAUAAAUAUCUUAACAGAUUUCAGCAAAUAACAGUUUAUGAUGAUAACAGGAUAAUACUGACUCCUAAUCCUAACUUGUAUAUGUGUGAAAGAGAAUAUAUUAAUGCCAGCUAUAUUGAUGGAUACAGUAGCAGUAACAAGUUUAUAGCAACACAAGGCCCAAUGGUGAACACAUUAGCUGAUUUCUGGCGUCUUAUAUGGCAGGAGAGGCCAAUGCAUAUUGUGAUGCUAACUGACCCAAAGGAAUGCAUUAAAAACAAAUGGUGUGAGCAGUACUGGCCUAGAGCUUUAAUGGAAGAGGAAAAGUUUGGACCAUUUAUUGUUACAUUGACCAAUGUGGCAAAUCAUCCUAGCUUUACCAUUCGUAGCCUUAAUGUUAUAAUACCAGAUGGAUCCAAUGAUAGUCAUACACUGACUCAGUAUCAUUUAACCUCAUGGCCUGAUCAUGGAGUACCCAAACCAUUGUUGUCUCUUCACAAACAAGUCAUGGCUACUUGGUCUCCUUCUGAAGGUCCCAUCCUGGUCCACUGUAGUGCUGGUGUAGGUCGUACUGGUACAUUUAUUGCUAUAGACAUAGCUCUGGAACAAGCUGACAGAGAGGGAGUAGUAGAUAUUGCUGGUAUUGUUAAUAGACUGAGACAACAGAGAAUGAAGAUGGUUCAGACACUAGAUCAGUAUGUGUUUCUACAUGAUGCUGUUUUCUCAGAGACAAUCAUUGGUGGAGAGACAGAGAUACCAGCUGAUAAAUUUGCAACAAAGCUUCAGGAGUUAAAGGAGAUUGAUUCAUCAACUGGUUGUUCUGGCCUACAGUCUCAGUUUGAGCUACUCUCUCAAGUGACUCCUGAUCUUGAUGAUGCUACUGAGGAUAAUGCUGGAGAAGAUUUAGCAAAGAAUCAAGGAAGCAAUUCAUAUACCAAUCCAUCAUUCACUGCUGGUUAUCAUGACAAGAAAGCAUUCAUCAUAGCUCAGAGCCCUAUGGAGAACACUGCCAGAGACUUCUGGAAGAUGAUAGUGGACUAUAAAGUGUCUGCUAUUGUCAUGCUCUGUGGAGAAGAGGAUUGCUGCUAUCCAUAUUGGACUGGUCUAAGCACACAUGAUGACUUUGUUGUAGAAAUUGCCAAUGAAAUAAAAUCAAAUGGUUACAUAGAAAGAAUGCUUAAUGUGGAAAGCAGAAAUGUAUUGCAGUUGCAAGUGACAGAUUGGCCUCAAGAUGGAGUUGUUAGGGAACCACGUACUGUCCUACAAGUUAUUGAUGAUGUUAUACACAGACAACAAAAGAUUGGAGGAGGACCAGUAGUGGUACACUGUAGUGAUACAGUGAGUCGUUCAGGAGUGUAUUGUUCAGUGAGUAUUGGUCUAGAACAGUGUAAGGCAGAAGGUGUAGUGGAUGUGUUUCAAGUGACUAAAGCUGUGAGAAAGAGUAAACCAGGAGCUGUGACUACACUGGAGCAGUAUACUUCCAUAUAUGAUGUGAUUGACAUGUACCUUCAAAUGAACAAAGCAGAUGAUGAUACAUUUCAGUAGAUCUCUUAGGCCAUGGUUUAUUUGUUACUAUCAUUUCUAGCUAUUAAUGAUUAGAAUAAUUAUUAUCAAUAAUAACAACAACAACAAUAAUAAAAAAUUAUUAUUAUUU
Messenger RNA from Amphimedon queenslandica, 3311 nucleotides. Its product is annotated as receptor-type tyrosine-protein phosphatase kappa-like. NCBI's taxonomy places the organism in Eukaryota, Metazoa, Porifera, Demospongiae, Haplosclerida, Niphatidae. Gene Ontology annotation, molecular function: protein tyrosine phosphatase activity; protein binding. The record is from RefSeq and is a predicted model, not a curated record. Gene Ontology annotation, biological process: protein dephosphorylation. Bases 131 to 3202 code for a protein of 1023 amino acids. The transcript is spliced from 20 exons.